Molecule: messenger RNA, 1832 nt
Organism: Hermetia illucens (black soldier fly)
Lineage: Eukaryota; Metazoa; Arthropoda; Insecta; Diptera; Stratiomyidae
Product: probable cytochrome P450 6g2
Exons: 6
Coding region: 219-1772 (517 amino acids)
Biological process (GO): response to DDT; insecticide catabolic process
Molecular function (GO): oxidoreductase activity, acting on paired donors, with incorporation or reduction of molecular oxygen; heme binding; iron ion binding
Source: RefSeq, a predicted model, not a curated record
AUUUAAGCACAGUCUGUUUUAAUAUUUAAUGGGAUGAGCUUGGAUUAAGUGAGAAUCUUCUAAUACUGAAAUAAUAUUUUUUUUUUUGUGAAAUGAAAUAAAGAUGCAAUCGGUUUCGACGAUAUAAAAUCGAAUAUAUAGACUGAUUUAUCGACGUGAAGCAAAGAGCUGUUAAUAAACUUAAAUUAUAAUAUCAAUACACAUUUGAUAAAUUCAAAAUGAUAUACAUUAUUGCGACAUUAGUCUUGGCUGCAGUUAGCAUUUUCAUCUAUCGAUGGUACGACCAACACUACAACUACUGGAAACAUAAGAAUUUGCCUCAUAUACCAGCAACGUCAAUCUUUGGCAACAUAAAGGACGUAGUACUCUACCGAAAAUCGCCAGCUGAUGUUUUCCGCGCUCUAUAUAACAAUAAAAAGACAAAAGAUGAACCCAUCGUUGGAGUUCAAUUCUGUCAUGAACCAGCUUUGAUAGUGCAAGAUCCGGAAAUUAUAAAGAAAAUCCUUGUCAAGGACUUUAAUUAUUUUGCUAAUAGAUACGCUUCUUCUGAUCCACAUUCGGAUAGUCUGGGAAGUUAUAACCUAUUUUUUGUCAACAAUCCAAUAUGGAAACAAAUCCGGAAUCAUAUUUCACCAAUUUUCACUAGCGGAAAAAUGAAGCAAUUUUUCCUUUUAGUCCAUAAUGUAGCCAAAAAUUUAGAUAAAUAUUUAAUGGAUCACACACUUCAAUCAAACCCUAUAUGUAGGGAUAUAAAAGAGGUUUGCGCUCUAUAUACCACGGAUGUUAUAGCAAGUGUUGCAUACGGUAUUGAGGCAAAUUCAAUUAAUAAUCCUGAAAGUGAAUUCCGACAGAAUGGUAGACAUAUCUUCAAUUUUACUCCAUGGCGUGCAUUUGAAUUCACCGCAUUCUUCUUCGUGCCGAAGUUAGUGUCGAUUUUUAAGUGUAAAGUUUUCUCAGCCAAAUCAACUAAAUUCCUCCGUUCCACAUUUAACUAUAUAAUCGGAGAGCGCAUGAAAACCAAAGAAGUUCGCAAUGACCUUAUCGAUCUGUUAAUUGGAAUGAGGGAGACCACCAAACUAAAUAUCAAUAACAAAGAAGUUGCAUUUGACGGUGAUUUACUCGUAUCUCAAGCGGCUAUCUUUUUCACAGCUGGCUAUGAAACUACAUCGUCUACAAUGUCCUUUGGAUUGUAUGAACUAGCCAAAAAUAUGGAAGUACAAACACGACUUAGGGAAGAAAUCAAAGAAGUCCUGGAAGAACAUAAAGGAGAAAUAACAUAUGAUAUUAUUUUAAAUAUGAAAUAUCUAAACAUGGUAAUCCAGGAAAUCUUACGGUUAUAUCCACCAUUACCAUUUUUGGAUCGAAUUUGCGAACUACCAGAAUCGGAAAGAAAAGGAUACUCACUGGAACCAGUCGUUGAUUUUGCUAUUCCAAAUAAGACACCGGUGAUAAUUCCAAUUUAUGCACUACAUAGAGAUGAGAAGUACUUCCCGGAUCCCGAAUCAUUCAUCCCAGAAAGGUUUGCUCCCGAAAACAAGGAUAACAUUAACCCAUAUGCCUACUUGCCAUUUGGUACCGGUGGUCGAGUUUGUAUUGGUGAAAGAUUUGGACUCAUGCAGGCCCGGCUAGGACUUUUCUAUAUUCUUAAGAAUCAUUAUGUGAAAAUGUCUCCAAAAACACCUAAAAAAAUGCGGUUAGAGAAGAAAGCUCUCAUUAUUCAAUCAGAAGGCGGCAUUUACUUAGAUGUUGUACGUGAUCCUUUGACGCAGUGAUUUAUAUUGACUAAGACUAAAAAAAUCCAUGACUUUUAAUAAUAAAUGUUUGUUUUAAAA